AUGGAUAAAAAAAUAAGAGAAAUAUUAAACAAUCAAUACGGAAAAUUUGGUGGUGCAUUAAGUCGAGAAACACAAAAGGACGAAAACAUUGAAGAAUAUCAAAAUCUAAUUGAUAAGGAUUAUUAUCCAUAUGUGUGGUUUCAGAUAGA
Molecule: messenger RNA, 149 nt
Organism: Racocetra fulgida
Lineage: Eukaryota; Fungi; Glomeromycota; Glomeromycetes; Diversisporales; Gigasporaceae
Source: the annotation of a GenBank genome assembly